This is a messenger RNA of Paecilomyces variotii, 2587 nucleotides long. RefSeq names its product putative sister chromatid separation protein. Bases 1 to 2217 code for a protein of 738 amino acids. The record is from RefSeq and is a predicted model, not a curated record. NCBI's taxonomy places the organism in Eukaryota, Fungi, Ascomycota, Eurotiomycetes, Eurotiales, Thermoascaceae. The transcript is spliced from 2 exons. Gene Ontology annotation, molecular function: chromatin binding. Gene Ontology annotation, cellular component: nuclear inner membrane.
AUGGCUUCAGGCUUCGAUGACCUGGAAUACCUGUCUCCAGACUUUGACCUCAACAGCCUCACCGUUCCCCGCAUACGAGCUAUCCUCGUUAGCCACGAUGUCUCAUACCCGGCGUCGGCCAAGAAGGCACAGCUCAUUCGGAUCUUGCAGGAUGAGGUGCUCCCUAAGGCGCAGAGGUUGUUGCGCGAUCGCGAGCGUGUGAGGAGAACAAGUGAGGGCAUCACGGACAUGAGCAGCCGGGAAACAUCGGUAGUGAAUGAGGAUAAUGAUGCAUAUGGUCAUGAUCGCGAUUCAAUGCCACCGCCGCCCACACCGUCAACGACGACUUCUACCAGGAGGGGACGAGGCAGACAGAGUACGAGAGCCUCAACUGCCGAUACAGAGAAUGAACCCCCCUACCUCACUCCCUCCACGGCUUCAGGAAGGAGAACAGCUCGUACCGGCGCAACGAAGCACCCGCGCGCAUCCGACACAGAGACCGGUGAGGAUGUCCUGACGACUCCUGUCGCUCGACGUAGCGCUUCGCCAAGAAAAUCUACGGCGAGAAAGCUACGGAAGAGUGAGGCUAUUCCAUCUACUGAGCCACUGACGAACACGCACCGGACACCGUCACCUAUCAAAACGGAGCCUCACGACGAUAGUGUUUUCACCGAUGAUAACCCUUUCCAGAGUGGAAGCCCGAGCCCUUGGGACCAUCCAAGAGCGUCCAUGUCUAGCCGGUCACGAAAGAGCACAUCACGGUUAUCAUCUGAGAGCGCUUUUGCCAGAGAAGAGCGAAAGAAGCGGAAGUCAGAAGGCCCCAUUAAGAUCAAGCAAGAAGACGGUGUCGAUGUGCCUACCAGGACUACGUUUGAGUUCCCCGUUUCUCGACUGAGGAAAUCUUUGGAAGAGGAGAUCGAAGAAGAGGAUGAGGGAGACGAUGAAGACGUCAGUGCCGGAGAGGAGUUUACUCCAGAAGAACAGUUGGCACUGGACCAAGAGUUCGCCAAUUCGCAUCACCCGGUCUCGCGUCGGCAAAAGCCUCGGAAGCAAGGUACUGUCAGCAAGGCCGCUUCUUGGCUUGUCAUUCUCUCACUUGUCAGUGGCUUCGGUGCGUGGUGGCGGAAGGAAAAGAUCGAGAUUGGCUACUGUGGGAUUGGCAAAGAAACAUGGUCGUUGGCGGAUACCAAUGUGCCGCAAUGGGCCAAGAUCCUCGAACCUCAGUGUGAGCCUUGCCCGCCGCAUGCAUUCUGUUACCCGGAUUUCAAGGCAGAAUGUGAAGAGGACUUUGUUCUAAAACCGCACCCACUAUCACUAGGAGGUUUAGUGCCUCUCCCGCCGACAUGCGAGCCAGAUAGCGAAAAGGCGCGCCGUGUCAAAGCGGUUGCCGACAGGGCUGUAGAGGAACUUCGAGAGCGCAGAGCUAAGUACGAGUGCGGUGAGCUCAAGGAGGAUAGCAAAAGGGCCAGGUCUGCCGGCAUUGCGGAGCCAGAUCUCAAGAAAGAAGUGUCAAAGAAAAGACGGAAAGGAAUGAGUGAUGCGGAAUUUGACGAUCUCUGGAAAGGCGCAUUGGGAGAGAUCAUUGGACGGGAUGAAGUCGUCGCUGAAUCGAAGGGACCAACCGACUCCCUCACUCUCACGUCAACUUCCCUCGCACGUCUCCCCAUCGUCUGUGCCUUCCGCCGCCACCUCAGACUUUCUCUCCUCGCAUAUCGACUCCCUAUUUCGAUUCUAGUCAUGUCUAUUGCAGCUCUUGCGUAUGCUCGCUCUCGUGUGCUGGCACACCGUUCGGACAUGGCGCGCGUUCCAGAGCUCGUAGCCACGACUCUUGACCGUCUGGCUACACAGGCCGCGUUGUAUGCCCGUGGAGAUGCCAGGGAGCCCUGGGUUCCUAUUGGCCAACUGCGUGAUGAUGUUCUGCGGACCGAGCUUCAGGGCAGUCGACGUGAAGCGCUCUGGAAGCGUGUCCGCAGUGUAGUCGAAGGGAACGCUAACGUCCGUGCAGCUGUUCGUGAAGGCCGCGGAGGUGAUGUCUCCCGAGUCUGGGAGUGGAUUGGAGGCAUUGGUGGUGUUGGGAGUGACCUAGAGAGCAGUGCGCGAAGGGAGAGCGGCAAAGUCCGUUUCUCUCUUUCUCCUGGAGAGGACAAUAUUCCCCGUGCGGAUGGGAAUGGCGAGAGCAGCGUCGGACGGAGCCCUCGAGAAUCCAGAAGAUGGGACGAGGGACGGCCUGUUUACUGAUUACUUGAUUUGUCUGUGUUAUUAUAUCUUUUUUCUUCUUUGUGCAUUGAUAACCUGAUCUUUUUCUUGUGAAUUUGACUUACAAAGAGCACGCUCCAUACCCAGGCCGUGUUGGAUAAUGGCAACAUUUCUUAUGUUCUUAAUACUACGGUGGUUUCCUUUCAGUUUGGUUCCAUCCUCUGCUCCUUUCUCGGGGGUCCUCCGCGUGAUAUACCCUCUGUAGAGCUUGACAAAGUGAUAUCUUCUACCCAAAUCAAACGGUGAUUAUGUUGUUUCCCGCCUUGUAUCCAGCCGAGAUAGCUCCUCUGUACAGUAGGGUUGUAUCCUUAGAAGAGAGCCUCCUUUAGCGCACUUUCUCAAUUACUUAGCA